Messenger RNA from Prorocentrum cordatum, 1432 nucleotides. The record is from the annotation of a GenBank genome assembly. Lineage: Eukaryota; Dinophyceae; Prorocentrales; Prorocentraceae.
CGGGAAAUUAAUUUUGUGGCAACUGGAUUAUUGAAUCGAUCCCCUACUCGAGCCCUGUGAUUCUCACAGAUCGAUCGGGCUCGACAGAUGGCGUAGAAAGAUGGGGUCUGGGGCUCCAGUCGUGAUUUUUCGCGAGGUCGCAAUUUUUUCGUGACGUCGGAUCUCAGGGGCGGGAGAGCCCCUGUUCCGAGCCGACAAGGCAAGACAUCCGGAUGUAUUCAUAGUUUUCGGCCUCUGGGGGUCCGUCGAGGGCCGCGCUCCUGGGCUAUCAGACUAAGACCAUAGGGACGAAAAGAAGUGCCUGUUUGAAAGAUCCAGACAUCGAAUGUCCCAGCUUCCGUCAUGAGGGUACGGCCGGGAACUUUCCGCGCCUCCUUGAGACACUCCAUCCAUUUCCCAGUCCAGUUUUGAAUUCAAGAAAUCAGUUUUUUGAGUUCCUGGCCGGCGCGUCCGCGCUGUGUGGACGUCGACCGCCGCCCGUCAGGCCUUGGCGCUUGCUGCCGUGCCGGCGCGCGGGGCGGUGGCGGGCACGCCUUCGUGGCGCCCAGCGGAGGCCUCGUCGAGGGCGGCGCCCGCGAGGCCGCGCCCGCGCCCGCGCCCGCCGCCCGCCGCGCGUGGGUCUCGCUCCUGGGGGCGGGGCUGCUGGCGCAGGCGCCGGCCGGCGCGGAGGCCGGCGCGGAGGUCUGGGCAGGUUCCUCUUGCCUGGGGUCCCUCUUGCGUGCGGCCGAGGGCGGCGCGCGCCAGCGGCUGCUGGAGCUUGUGGAGGCAACCGGGCGCGGAGCAAGGGCAUCGGCAGAGCAGAAGGUGGCCGUCGGGGCCCUGGCGGACGAGCUGGCUGCGGAGACGUCGCCGUCGCCGGAGGGGUCCAUGCUGGGAGGGAGGUGGGACCUGGUCUACACCACGGAGAAGGAGGUGCUCUCGCUCAUCGGGGACCCCGGAGUGGCGGUGUACCAGAGGAUCGACUCCGACAGGGGAUCCAUAGCGAACAGCGUCGUGUUCGGGGAUGGCAAGAGGUUCGAUGUCACUGGCACGAUCGAUUGCGGCAACGGGCGCUCGCGAGCGGAGGGAGAUUUUCCAGCAGGGCUGCGCAGCUUCUUCGAGUUCACUGGCGCGUCGGUUACGAUCGGCGGGUUCACGGUCCCCCUGCCGCCCGUUGGGAAGGGCUGGUUCGUGUCCGUGUACCUCGACGGCACGCUGCGAGUGAACCGGGACUCCCGCGGAGACCUGGCUAUCUACCUUCGCGCCUGACCGGGCAAAAGGCUUCUCCUGUCUUUCCAUUCUUCCAGGCCACUCUCCUCGUCUGGGGUCACUUCUGCGUAUGGCCGGCCCUCGCCGCUCUCCUCGAGGGAAGCUGCCCUGCAUCGCUCGGCUUGUCGCCUGGCUGCGGGUCUUUUGUGGGAGCAUUGGUGAGGGAUUGAAGACAAAGCGAAGG